This is a messenger RNA of Nipponia nippon (crested ibis), 6728 nucleotides long. Lineage: Eukaryota; Metazoa; Chordata; Aves; Pelecaniformes; Threskiornithidae. The record is from RefSeq and is a predicted model, not a curated record.
GUAAGUAACUGAAGGGGACAUGAAGAAUUGACAUUUAAAUGGCCAGCAUGUUGCAAAAGUCUGACAGCAAUGCAAGCUUUCUCCGAGCUGCCAGAGCUGGCAAUCUAGACAAAGUAGUGGAAUACCUGAAAAGUGGAAUAGACAUUAACACGUGUAAUCAGAAUGGACUCAAUGCUCUGCACCUGGCGGCUAAAGAAGGCCAUGUGGGACUGGUACAAGAAUUGUUGGAAAGAGGGUCGGCUGUGGAUUCUGCCACCAAGAAAGGGAAUACAGCCCUGCACAUUGCAUCCUUAGCAGGACAAGCUGAAGUCGUCAAAGUUCUGGUUAAGGAAGGAGCCAAUAUUAAUGCACAAUCUCAGAAUGGCUUUACUCCUUUAUAUAUGGCAGCUCAAGAGAACCACAUUGAAGUGGUGAAAUAUCUCCUGGAGAAUGGAGCCAACCAAAGCACAGCUACUGAGGACGGCUUCACUCCUCUAGCUGUUGCGCUGCAGCAAGGCCACAACCAGGCGGUGGCCAUCCUCCUGGAAAAUGACACCAAGGGGAAAGUGAGAUUACCAGCUCUGCAUAUUGCCGCUAGAAAAGAUGACACCAAAUCAGCGGCGCUCUUACUGCAGAACGACCACAAUGCCGACGUGCAGUCCAAGAUGAUGGUGAAUAGGACGACUGAGAGUGGCUUUACACCUUUGCACAUAGCCGCGCACUAUGGAAAUGUCAAUGUGGCAACGCUUCUGCUAAACCGAGGAGCUGCAGUCGAUUUCACAGCAAGGAAUGGAAUCACCCCACUGCAUGUGGCUUCCAAAAGGGGAAACACAAACAUGGUGAAGCUCUUGUUGGAUCGCGGAGGGCAGAUCGAUGCCAAAACCAGGGAUGGACUCACCCCGCUCCACUGUGCUGCAAGAAGUGGACAUGACCAAGUCGUAGAGCUGCUCCUGGAACGAGGUGCCCCACUGCUUGCGCGGACCAAGAAUGGACUCUCUCCACUUCACAUGGCGGCCCAGGGGGACCACGUGGAAUGCGUCAAACACCUACUGCAGCACAAGGCGCCCGUGGAUGACGUCACGCUGGAUUACCUGACCGCCCUCCACGUGGCCGCACACUGCGGCCACUAUCGCGUCACCAAACUCCUUCUGGACAAGAGAGCAAAUCCCAAUGCUCGUGCCCUGAAUGGUUUUACUCCACUGCACAUUGCCUGCAAGAAAAAUCGCAUCAAAGUCAUGGAACUCCUGGUGAAAUAUGGGGCUUCAAUCCAGGCUAUAACGGAGUCGGGCCUCACACCAAUACACGUGGCUGCAUUUAUGGGCCACUUGAACAUAGUCCUCCUUCUGCUGCAGAACGGAGCCUCUCCCGAUGUCACUAACAUUCGUGGAGAAACUGCAUUGCACAUGGCGGCACGUGCCGGGCAGGUGGAAGUAGUUCGCUGCCUCCUGAGAAACGGGGCCCUGGUUGAUGCCCGAGCCAGGGAAGAACAGACUCCACUGCACAUUGCUUCUCGCUUGGGUAAAACGGAGAUCGUCCAACUUCUGCUGCAGCACAUGGCCCACCCUGAUGCCGCAACAACUAAUGGGUACACUCCACUGCACAUCUCUGCCAGAGAGGGACAAGUUGACGUCGCGUCCGUUCUCCUAGAGGCAGGUGCCUCGCACUCCAUGUCCACCAAAAAGGGAUUCACACCUUUGCAUGUGGCGGCCAAAUACGGGAGCCUGGAAGUGGCAAAACUGCUGCUGCAGCGUCGUGCCUCUCCCGAUUCAGCUGGCAAGAACGGCCUCACUCCCCUCCAUGUGGCAGCCCAUUACGACAACCAGAAGGUGGCCUUGCUGCUGCUGGAGAAGGGUGCUUCGCCCCACUCGACCGCCAAGAAUGGAUACACCCCUCUGCAUAUUGCUGCCAAGAAAAAUCAGAUGCAGAUAGCUACCACUCUGUUGAACUAUGGGGCCGAGACCAACAUUUUGACCAAGCAGGGAGUCACCCCGCUUCAUCUGGCCUCCCAAGAAGGUCACGCUGACAUGGUGACCUUGCUUUUGGAGAAAGGAUCCAAUAUCCAUGUGGCAACAAAGACCGGACUGACAUCCUUACACCUUGCAGCUCAAGAGGAUAAAGUGAACGUAGCUGAAAUACUCACAAAACACGGUGCAAACCAAGACGCUCAGACAAAGCUUGGUUAUACACCUUUAAUUGUGGCGUGUCACUAUGGAAACAUCAAAAUGGUGAAUUUUCUUCUCAAGCAGGGAGCAAAUGUCAAUGCUAAAACAAAGAAUGGCUACACCCCUCUUCACCAAGCUGCUCAACAAGGCCACACUCACAUCAUUAACGUUCUUCUCCAGCAUGGGGCCAAGCCCAACGCCACCACCACUAAUGGUAACACUGCCUUAGCUAUUGCAAGGCGCCUGGGAUAUAUCUCAGUGGUCGAUACGCUGAAGGUUGUAACGGAGGAGAUUACCACCACCACAACUACUGUAACAGAGAAGCACAAGCUAAAUGUACCUGAGACAAUGACUGAGGUCCUGGAUGUUUCAGAUGAAGAAGGUGAUGACACAAUGACAGGAGAUGGAGGAGAGUACCUUAGGCCAGAAGACCUCAGAGAACUAGGAGAUGACUCUUUACCAAGCAGCCAGUUCUUAGAUGGUAUGAACUACCUAAGGUACAGCUUGGAAGGAGGACGAUCUGACAGCCUGCGAUCCUUCAGUUCAGACAGGUCCCACACGUUGAGCCAUGCCUCCUACCUGAGGGACAGUGCCAUGAUUGACGAUACGGUUGUAAUCCCCAGCCAGCAGGUAACAACUCUGGCCAAAGAAGCUGAAAGGAAUUCAUAUCGCUUAAGCUGGGGCCCUGAAAACUUGGACAAUGUGACUCUUUCUUCCAGCCCUAUUCAUUCAGGAUGCUCCUCUCCAUGUCUUGAUCAUGACAACAGCAGCUUCCUAGUUAGUUUCAUGGUGGAUGCUCGUGGGGGUGCCAUGAGGGGUUGCAGACAUAACGGACUACGAAUCAUUAUUCCUCCGCGGAAAUGCACUGCUCCAACGCGAGUGACUUGCCGGUUGGUGAAACGACACAGACUGGCCACCAUGCCUCCCAUGGUGGAAGGCGAAGGCCUGGCCAGCCGCCUGAUUGAAGUCGGACCAUCUGGUGCUCAGUUUCUUGGUAAACUUCAUCUGCCUACGGCUCCUCCCCCACUUAAUGAGGGAGAAAGCUUGGUCAGCCGAAUCCUUCAGCUGGGGCCUCCUGGGACCAAAUUCCUUGGGCCUGUGAUUGUGGAGAUUCCCCAUUUUGCUGCUCUGCGUGGGAAGGAGAGAGAGCUGGUGAUCCUGCGCAGUGAGAACGGGGACAGCUGGAAGGAGCAUUUCUGUGAAUACACUGAAGAUGAACUGAAUGAAAUCUUGAAUGGGAUGGAUGAAGUACUUGACACUCCAGAGGAGCUUGAGAAGAAACGUAUCUGCCGCAUCAUCACCCGAGAUUUCCCCCAGUACUUUGCCGUGGUAUCCCGAAUCAAACAGGACAGCAACCUUAUCGGACCUGAGGGAGGUGUGCUGAGCAGCACUGUUGUACCACAAGUGCAGGCAGUCUUCCCAGAAGGGGCUCUAACCAAACGAAUUCGCGUUGGCCUCCAGGCUCAACCUAUGCAUACUGAACUUAUAAAGAAGAUUUUAGGCAACAAGGCUACCUUCAGUCCUAUAGUCACGCUGGAGCCCAGGAGAAGGAAGUUCCAUAAACCCAUCACGAUGACAAUUCCUGUCCCCAAGGCCUCCAGUGAUGGGAUCAUGAAUGGUUAUGGAGGCGACACACCCACUUUAAGGUUACUAUGCAGCAUAACAGGAGGAACCACCCCUGCCCAAUGGGAAGACAUCACUGGAACCACACCGCUGACAUUUGUUAAUGAAUGCGUUUCCUUCACAACAAACGUGUCUGCCAGAUUUUGGUUGAUAGACUGUCGACAGACACAAGAAUCUGUUACUUUUGCUUCCCAAGUGUACAGAGAGAUUAUCUGUGUCCCCUACAUGGCCAAAUUUGUGGUGUUUGCCAAAUCACAUGAUCCCAUUGAAGCACGGUUAAGAUGUUUUUGCAUGACAGAUGACAAGGUGGAUAAAACUCUAGAACAACAAGAAAAUUUUGCUGAAGUUGCCAGAAGCAGGGAUGUAGAGGUAUUAGAAGGAAAACCCAUCUAUGUUGACUGCUUUGGUAAUUUGGUGCCACUAACAAAGAGUGGGCAACAUCAUAUAUUCAGUUUUUUUGCCUUCAAAGAAAAUAGACUUCCUCUGUUUGUUAAGGUGCGAGAUACCACUCAAGAACCCUGUGGACGAUUAUCAUUCAUGAAGGAGCCAAAAUCUACAAGAGGCCUCGUUCAUCAAGCCAUAUGUAAUUUAAACAUCACUUUACCCGUUUACACAAAGGAAUCAGAAUCAGAUCAAGAACAAGAAGAAGAGGUGGAUAUGACUUCAGAAAAAAAUCAACAGGAUGAUCAGGAAAGGACAGAGGAAAGACUGGCCCACAUUGCUGAUCAUCUUGGAUUCAGCUGGACAGAGCUAGCAAGAGAACUGGAUUUCACAGAAGAGCAAAUUCACCAGAUCCGAAUUGAAAAUCCUAAUUCACUUCAAGACCAGAGCCAUGCACUCCUCAAAUACUGGCUUGAAAGGGAUGGGAAACACGCAACAGAUACAAAUCUUACCCAAUGUCUCACAAAAAUCAACCGAAUGGAUAUUGUUCACCUCAUGGAGACCAGCGGCAUAGAUUCCAUGCAGGUCCACGGCACUCGCACGUACGCAGAAAUUGAGCAAACAAUAGGAUUGGACCAUAGUGAAGGGUUUUCUGCACUGCAAGAAGAAGUGUACAGUUCAAGACAUAAGCAAGAAGAACAACAUAGACUACUAUCUAAAGACAGUGAGCCAACUGAACACCCUCCUAUUGUCUCUGAGGAAGACGUGUCUGUCAGUUAUUCUCCUUUUCAGGACAGUACUCCCAGGAGUGAGGCAGAAGUAUCAAUGGCUGAGCUCCUGAGACAACCACAAAAGGAACAAGUAGAAGCUGAAUUCUCAGGGAAACCCCAAGCUGUGCCAGAAGAAACAUCUGCUCCACAACGUGAAUAUUUUGUCACAAGUCCAGGAACAGAGCAGUCUACAGCCCCAGUAACUGGAAAAGCAGCGAGCGAAAGAUCUGCACACAGCAGUGCGGCAAAGGAAGAGAGAGAAAAACCAUCCCCACAGCCCCCAUCAUCUGCUCAGAGAGGUGACUCUCCCAUCAUCCAAGAGCCCGAGGACCUCCAGCUCCACCAGGAUGACCUCUCUCCAAGGAGAACUAGUCUAGUGAUAGUGGAGUCAACUGAUGAGCAGACAGAAAAGUUUGGAAGAGGCUAUGAAGAGGAAUCUUUAGAAAAGGCUGAUAGUAUGCCUGAAAUGCCACCAGAAACAGUCACAGAAGAGCAAUAUACAGAUGAACAUGGCCACACAGUGGUGAAGAAGGUCACUAGAAAGAUCAUCCGGCGAUACGUUUCUCCAGAUGGCACAGAAAAAGAGGAAGUCCUAAUGCAAGGAACGCCACAAAACCCUGUCACUGUCGAAGAAGGCGAUGGCUAUUCCAAAGUCGUAAAACGGGUUGUGCUGAAGAGCGACAGUGAACAGUCAGAGGUGACUCUGUCUGAGCCUGCUGUUUUGCCUAGUGCCUCCAAAUUCCAGUCUGAACCAGUGGAAGGCCGUAAGGUCAGCAAAGUCAUAAAGACCACUGUAGUGCAAGGAGAGAGAAUGGAGAAACACCUGGGGGAUGCUAGCUUAGCUACUGAUCUUCCGUCAGCCAAAGAGGACUUUGAAGAGGACAACGCUGAGUAAAGCCAGCACGCAGAAGAGGACUGUGAUGAAGGAUCGGUAUGGAAAACAUGUUCACAUAGAAGAGCUGGAAGACACACCAGAAGCACUACCACAGGAUGACCUCCAACAUGACCUCCAGCAGCUUCUUAGACACUUCUGCAAAGAGGACUGGAAACAGGAGGCGAAGUGAGAAGCUGCCACCCCUCAACAACACCACAUAACCAUCCAUCCCGUACGCAGCAUUCAUCUUCUCUAGGUGUAGACAUUAUUACCUACAUAAUCACUGGAAGACACUGCCAUUUCUACUUGUGCAGAUGCAGUGAAUUCAUUUCUUCCCCCCCGUGUUUGAUUUUGGGUUUUUGUUAUUUUUUACCCCGUGAGCUAAUUUGUGACCAAAGAUAUCAUCCUUCAUUCAGGAUGAUUUAUCCACCAAAUCGUCGUCUUUGUGCUGUACUGGGAAUUUGUCAGCAUCGCCACUUCUUGCUGUUCCUUUGCUUCUGCACUAGCUUCAUGAAAUCGCAUUUGUCAAGCGAACUUCAUCUACAGGCCUCUUCAAGUGACUAUGUACAUGCACCAUAAAAAAAGGGAGUUAACAUGUAAACUGUAUAUAGCAAGAGUAUUUGGACUUACAAGACUGCAGAAAACACACUGCCUAUGACUACAAUUAGCAUCAUGGAUUACAAGGUCUAUUGACACUGCUGAAGAGCGAUUAAUAAGAUAAUGUUAACACAAUCGACUGCAAACACAGACUGACUAAGGAGGAAGCACUGCAGAUCUACUGCAUCCAUAAGACUUCCAGUUUAGGGACCUAUUAUAGUUAAAGGCUCUAAGAGUCAGGCUAAAAACCUGGAAAUUCAGCUGUUCUCACGAAGUAACAGCUGACCGUGGCCAUUAAUACUUCUAAGACCUUCGGACAGCCACUUAAAGAUUUCCAGAAAA